GGCCGGAUGAUGAUGAUGAUGAGCUUGUGUCGGCGUGCGAGCUAAUCUCCCACGAUGGUGCUUAGUUAGUUUAAAAGUGCGCGCUAAGAGUGUUUUACUUGAAAUCGCCAAUGGCGGGUGUAGUGUAUCCGGGUUAAGCGGUUGAGUGGAAAUGCUGGUGCUUAUAGAUUUAAUCAAUUAACUAACAUCCGUUUACAUGAUUGAUGUGCCGUUGGGUGAAUAUAUGUAUAUUUUCGGAAGGAAGGAAAUUAAAUCAACGAAGGACGGCGCAAUUAAAACCGGUUAAGCGAAUGCAAAUGUUACCAACGGUUGGAGCAGUUGUGUUGUUGUGGUGCAUUUAAUUAUGAACGAAUGCUACUUUAUUCCGAAUGGUAAAGGUGUAGUGAAGUUUUGGCAGUGCUUGUAAUGAAAACAGAGCUCUCUCUCUCUCUCAUUAAUCAUCGUUUCAAAAGUAACAAAUUUGAUACAAAGAGGUUUGUAAUUAGUUCAAAAGUGAAUACAUCCGCGUAAUUCAAGGCGGGAUUGUCGAUUGAUAGAAAACAUCGUCUAUAUUGCGUGGAAAGUGAUCGAAUAUAAGAUGAUUUUUCCUUUCGGAUGGAACAUGGAUAUACGAUACCCGCUACUACUGACGCUGAUCGGUAUGAUUGAUCUCGUCAUCACGCUGAAGGACGUGCGCGUCAGUGUUCCGGUUGCCAUCAGGCGGGGCGAUAAUGCAAAUUUGAUCUGCCAUUACGACAUGGAGGGUGCCGAGCUGUACUCCGUCAAGUGGUACAAGGGAAAGCGCGAGUUUUUCCGCUACACGCCGAAGGAAAUUCCCGCACUGAAAUCGUUCGUCGUCGCGGGCCUGUCGGUGGAGCGCCCCCUAUCGAACGGUAGCCAUCUGACGCUGGUGGCGGUGGAGCCGGCAGCAACAGGCAAAUACAGCUGCGAAGUGUCUGCCGAUCUACCGUCGUUCGAUACGAUGAUCGUGUCCAGCGAGAUGGAAGUUGUUGACGUCCCUGUUACAAAGCCGCUAAUUACGGGCAUCAAACAGUUCUACCGAAUAGGUGACGUGGUGCUGGGCAACUGCACGUCCUACAACUCGAAACCGGCAGCCAAUCUUACCUGGCUGCUGGACGACAAAAAGAUCAAUGCGUCGCAAAUGAUGCAGUACCCGAUCUACAAGGACCAGCGGAGUGGACUUGACACAUCCACCCUGGGGCUAUUUUUUCAUCUCUCCCAUCAUUUUCUCGGCCGGAGUAAACUCAAAUUUAGCUGCAUUGCUGUAAUCUACGACGUGUACGAGCAGCGCGUCGAUCGGUGGAUCGAGGACGAACGACCAAAGCUGAUGGCGGCAUCGGCUUCUCCGGUUGGGCUCAAUCCAGUCAACUAUGUACACUCGAUCUACGACCAGUCGUCGGCAGCAUCUUCCUACCACCAUCACGAUAGCAGCGAUUUUGACAAUCAAAACAGUGAUGCCUACAUGACGCAAAUACAAGGAGACAUGUCAUCUACAGCAUCCAGACCGGGUGGUGCGGAGCGAAUAAUCCUUACGCUCGGUGCUCUGCAUCCAGCCAGCCGGACAGCAGUGGCAGCGGUUAUGCAAAUAGUGUUUUCGACCCUGGUGGCACUUCUUUCCGGUGGCAGUGUAGGUCAACGGCCGGCGUCUUGUGGUCGGCACCGGUCCAUCUCUUCCUUCGUGGCGUUGGUUUGAGCGCUCUGAAUGGUCUUAGCUCGGUGUGAUGAUAGUGGCCGCCCUUCUUGUCCCACAACUAAACACACACAUUCACAACACAUUCGCACUUUUUGUGGGUCGGCAGUAGUGGGUAUUGCAUUGUGAGUGGUUUCCCGGUUGUUCGGUUACUCCGAGUACCCGGAAAACGGUUCAGCGAGUGUCAUUUAGAACGAGCACAGGAAAAAAUGAGGCAAAAUGUGAAGAACCACCCGAAUCCAUAAAACUCCCCUAGUAUUUAUUUGUGUGUGUGUGUGUGUGUGGUGCCCGUUGUCCCAUAAAACCAUCCGGCUGGAAAGACUCGUUCAUCGUGUUGGUCGCGCAAAGGAAACUGUCAAACGGGAUGGAAAACAUCAAAAUCUUAGUAAAUGGAAAGUGAGUAAAUGCAAACGAACAGUGAAGCAAACCCAAAAAAAAACGCGCACACACAGCGAAACAUUCGCGCAUGCAGAAAGGCACGCUCCGGCUCCCUAAAGUGGGGGUCAGCAUAACCAGGCGCUCCAUUUUCGUUUGUUGUGCGAUGUAAAUAUGGUUCGUUGCGUUGCGUUGCCCGUACAGUUCGUCGGGGGUAGUUAAAAGAAAGCAGGAGCAGAAAGUGAAGAAAAAAACAACACUUAGAUUCAUGCUUUUCCCAGCUCCGUGAUCAUCGCAGUAUAAUGCAACGAAUGCAGAAGAUGCAAGAGUGGAUAGUGGUUGAACAAGAGCAAAAAAGGCGAGCAGUCAUUGGAGAAUGCAACUAGAACGGAACCAGUGCAAUAACGGCCAGUGGGCGACGGCAUUGCCUCGGCGAGCGCAAGCUUGAAAGAUUUGCUGGUCGACAAAUGAAACAAAUUUAAUAAUAAAAAAGCCCUCUCCCUCUCAAUGCUGUCUCACCCUACACGAUGCAAAAUGUUCUGUUCUGUUGCGUGUACUGACCUGUUAAUGUUUGUGAGCAUUGAAGUAAGAAAGCGGAGAGCGAUGGGGGGGGGGGGG
This is a messenger RNA of Anopheles merus, 2683 nucleotides long. RefSeq lists its product as uncharacterized. Lineage: Eukaryota; Metazoa; Arthropoda; Insecta; Diptera; Culicidae. The record is from RefSeq and is a predicted model, not a curated record. The coding region runs from base 578 to 1693 and encodes 371 amino acids. The transcript has 7 exons.